Cylicostephanus goldi is the source of this 1050-nucleotide messenger RNA. The record is from the annotation of a GenBank genome assembly. NCBI's taxonomy places the organism in Eukaryota, Metazoa, Nematoda, Chromadorea, Rhabditida, Strongylidae.
GAGAAGGAACGAAAAGGAAAGCGUUCUAGGAGGAAGGGUAAGAAAGGUGAAGAUGAUUACCAACAUAUCCAUGCUAUCAUGUCAUCAGCGAAUGCAGGCAAGGCAGGAAGAGAUACGGCAAUGAGGCUAGCUCUUUCCGACCGUUACAAAGGGAAGGGCAAGGGAGCUGUAGAAAAAAGUAACAAUGUAGUUAAAGUCGAGGAUGCUCACCCGGAUUCUUCCGCGACAGCGAUCAGUCAGCCAAACAACGUCCCGCAAGCUGUAAAUGCCGUUAAUGGAGCGAAUGUGGCGGUGAACGAGGUCAGCUCGAUUCCUGGAACAGUGCCAGUCCCGGUUGCCUACGGCGAGACACCUAUUCUGGACCAUGUCCCCGCGCCUUCUCUCCCUGAACAGCAGACUACCGGUCAGGUGGCACCUGUCACACCGGAACAACCUGUUCCAGCUCAGAAUCCACUAGCACAUAAGACCGCAUCUCAUCAGUCUCUUACCGUAACUGAGCAACCGAAGCCAGCUAUUCCACCUUCUGCCUUCAGUGCUCCUACCGUAGGCAACGUCGUUUCUAUCCCGGCAGAAAUUUCAACGCCCAGACCUGUCGCUCCGCCGCUUUCGUCAUCCCAUGCGACGCCACCGCAUAUCACUCCGCCGCAUGCAACAACUCCUACCGCUAGUCCUCUUCCUCUUUCUUCAUCCGCUACUCCUCUUCCUGCGGGUGCUGCUUUUCCCCACCCUGUGGGUGGUACUUCCCCUCAUCCUGCGAAUGCUGCUUCACCUCAUCCUGCGGGCGAAGUGGCGCCGCCUCUACCUCAUCCAGCACAUUCAGCACCUCCAGCACCUUCUUUUCCUGUCGCCGUUGAAGUGCAUCGCAGUAACGAUCCGAAUGAGAAGAAACUUCCACGAACUGUUUCAACUCAAUCUGUCGGUGUUCAGCCAACGAUAUGGGAAUCUUACAAAGCUCUUGGGGACGUCUACUCCAAGCAGGACAACCUAGGUACGUUGAUUGGACCUGUCCAUAGUAGGCUAGCGCACCCCUCUUCUGACACCUGUACAUAA